Messenger RNA from Pochonia chlamydosporia 170, 3387 nucleotides. RefSeq names its product DEAD/DEAH box helicase. The record is from RefSeq and is a predicted model, not a curated record. Gene Ontology annotation, molecular function: ATP binding; nucleic acid binding. The transcript has 3 exons. The coding region runs from base 1 to 3387 and encodes 1128 amino acids. Lineage: Eukaryota; Fungi; Ascomycota; Sordariomycetes; Hypocreales; Clavicipitaceae.
AUGCAUCUUGAAUCUGGUCUCCAUGGUCAGCCGACAAGGGAACAUCCGAGCCGUUCCAGUAACAAACGCAAACAUUCGUCCCUGGACUGUCCGAGCCAUACACGCGAUGGAAGCGAACAUCUUGAAACCCCCUCUACCUCUAACGAUGAUGAAACUGAGACCAAAGGAGGUGGCAAGUCUAAAGCAUGCGCAAAGAAACAACCCACUCGACUGGCAGGUUGCGUCGUAGAAUGGCCAGAGAAGUUCAAGUCGCUGGACAGGACUCAUAAAGCUUUGAACCUGGUCUUCACAUUUUGUUGCACUCGGAAGCAUCUUGCAACAACGUUUGAAACCAUAAAGCCAACGGUGGAAACUCAUAUCGGACGACCGCUAAGCGAGGAAGAGGUGGCUUCAAUUGUCGCAUUGCGGCCCGAAGGCAUUAAUUUCGCGUACGUGGAUGAGCUCAUGUUGCAACUCGAUGUCAAGGGGUCAGAAAGAGAUAACACUUUCAAAACGUCAAAAUCCUCCCGCUCUCAAGGGCCAGCACAUGAUGCUUCAGUAGGUGGAUGGACCGGAUACGAGAGCCUAGACGACUAUCGUGAGAAUCAGACAAGCGUCAGAGGCAGGGAGGUCUUAUUCUUCGAGUUUAUCGACGGAGAUUUGAAACGUCAAAUUCAAGACAAGAAAACAGGCGAGCCUAUAAGGCCCAACCGCAAACUCCGCGAUGAGCAGCUUAAGAUGCCCAUUUACGGGCAAAAACAGAUGACACAGCUAAUCGAGAGAAGGAACCGAAAGUUCGCAAAUGCCAUAAACGCCUUUCUGAACAAAUGCGUGGAGGAUAAGCAGGAUCCAGGCACAACACUUUCGCAUCUGGCGCGGGCAUUUAUCCCCAAACCAUCCCCAGUUGAAGCGGUCAAUGCAGAGAUAUCAGCAACCACAAUCCCAGAAGAUAUUCCGGAAGACCGUAAAUCGAUACCGGAAAUUGUCCAGGAAUUGAAAGAUAGCCCCUGGUACACAGGACAAAUCGUGCCGGAUGGCCAUAGGGUCUUCGAGUCUCAACAAGCUAUUUAUGGCGAUCUGGAAUUUCUGUUGACACAAAACCUAGUAAACGCGCUCUAUAAUGCCAAAGAUAUCACAAAGUUCUAUGCUCACCAAGCGGAGGCCUUAAACAAGCUAAAUGAAGGGCAGAAUAUCGUCGUGGCGACAUCGACAAGCUCGGGGAAAUCAUUGAUUUACCAGCUCCCUAUCCUACAUGCCCUGGAAAAAGAUCGCAACUCUAGAGCUAUGUAUAUCUUCCCAACCAAGGCGCUGGCUCAAGACCAGAAGCGAAGCUUGAGAGAUAUGCUGGCCUACAUGCCCGGCAUGGAAGACAUUGUCGUGCAAACGUUUGACGGUGAUACGCCAAUGAAUGAGCGUGCUUCAAUUCGUGAAGAAGCUAGGAUAAUAUUCACGAAUCCUGAUAUGCUUCAUGUUACGAUUUUGCCGCAGGAGGAGCGCUGGAGAUCAUUUCUGAAGAACUUGAAAUAUGUCGUAGUUGACGAACUCCACUAUUACAAUGGGCAACUAGGCUCGCAUGUUGCCUUCAUCAUGAGAAGACUAAGGCGCGUGUGCGCUGCCGUGGGGAAUCGGCGAAUCCGCUUCAUUUCUUGUUCUGCUACGGUUGCCAACCCGAAAGAACACUUCCAAACAAUAUUCGGGGUGGAAAAUGUGUCACUGAUUGACUACGAUGGGUCGCCGUCGGGGCGUAAGGAAUUUUUGUGCUGGAACACGCCGUACAAGGACCCUGGUGAUCCUGCAAGCGGCCGUGGAAACGCGAAGUUUGAAUGCGCGAGACUCUUCUGCGCGCUUUUGUUGAGAGGCGUUCGAAUCAUAGCUUUUUGCCGGGUUCGAGCACAGUGUGAAGUUUUGGUCAACGCCAUUAAGCAAGAACUCGAGUCCAUUGGCCGACCAGAAUGCAUAAAUCUAGUCAUGGGAUAUCGAGGCGGCUACACUGCCCCAGACCGCCGCCGUAUUGAAUCUGAAAUGUUUGAAGGCAAGCUACUAGGGAUUGUUGCCACUACAGCGUUGGAGUUAGGCAUCGACAUCGUCGGCGACGGUUUCGCAACGGAUCAGCACUACAUGCAAAAUCCCGACGAGCUGUUUACCAAACCGAAUUGUGAGCUCCAAGUAGAUCUCAGAAAUAUGCUGGUUCGAGAGGGACAUAUACAAUGUGCGGCCUACGAGAUGCCCAUUAGACCGGGGCAAGAUUGUCAGUAUUUUGGCUUUGACCUGCCUGAAAUAUGCAAGGAUCGUUUAGUAAAGGACGAGAUGGGGUAUUUUCAUUGCCAUGAUCGAUUUCGGCCACAACCCUCUCGCUACGUCGCGAUCAGGGACACUGAAGAUGAGCAUUUUGCUGUUAUUGAUAUCACAAACGGUCGAAAUAUCGUCUUAGAAGAACUAGAAGCUUCUAGGGCUACAUUUACUAUCUACGAUGGCGCCAUAUUUCUUCACCAAGGUACUACGUACCUGGUGCGAGACUUCAUCCCUGAUAAACACAUGGCGAAGGUAGAAAAAGUAAAGGUGGAUUGGACAACUACGCAGCGCGACUUCACAGAUAUCGAUCCAACCGAGACCGAGGCGAUUCGGAAGAUCGCGUCAUCAUUGUCGCAAGCUUACUAUGGAACAAUUAAAAUUCAACAGAAUGUGUUUGGAUACUUCAAAGUGGACAAAAAGGGGCGGGUUCUCGAUGCAGUUCAGGUUGACAAUCCGCCGGUUAUUCGGUAUAGUAAGGGAAUGUGGUUGGAUGUUCCAAAAGCUGCACUUAACAUUCUUGAGGACCGACGUCUGAAUUCGGCGGCUGCUAUUCAUGCUGCAGAGCAUGCCGUUAUGAGUCUACUUCCUACAUUUGUCAUAAGUAUGCCGGAAGACGUUAGGACUGAAUGUAAAGUUGCCCUGAAGGAGUUUUCUAAGAAAGAAACCCAAAGGAAGCGGCCAGCAAGACUCACAUUUUACGAUGCCAAAGGUGGAGCGAGUGGUUCUGGUAUCAGCACGAAGGCGUUUGAUCAUAUAGAUCAUUUGCUUAAUAUGGCGUUGCAGAGGGUAGAAGCCUGCCAGUGUGAGCGUGGCUGUGUUGAAUGUGUUGCGUCAACCCUGUGCAGAGAGUCCAACGAAGUCAUGAGCAAGGCUGGCUGUCGUGUUGUGCUGAGAAGUUUGUUGAACGUGGAAGUCGAUGUGGACGACCUUCCAAUGGGACCUGAAGAGUUCAGCCCCGUGGGUAUCGAGACGAUUGUACCGGCCCAACCAAUACCAGCUCGAGGUCAAGCAAGAGUGAUUGUUUCGAGCAUGCGAACAUCGGGACAAGGGAGACAAUCAGAGAACGUCGACUCAUCCGCUGGUGGAUUCGAGCGAUGGGUCGACAUGGGACGCUGA